Messenger RNA from Durio zibethinus, 1305 nucleotides. RefSeq names its product serine acetyltransferase 1;1 (gene SERAT1;1). Gene Ontology annotation, molecular function: L-serine O-acetyltransferase activity. Lineage: Eukaryota; Viridiplantae; Streptophyta; Magnoliopsida; Malvales; Malvaceae. The record is from RefSeq and is a predicted model, not a curated record. Gene Ontology annotation, cellular component: cytoplasm.
CUACUUUUUCAAUGUCCUACCAAAAAAAACUAUUCCUCGUCUGAAGCAAAUCUUUCCACGUGUCGCCUAUACCAAAUGCCGGAAAAAAUGCAAAAAUGCGAACCCAAAGGCAAAUGACUUCCUAAAGCGUUGCUGUUUUCUUCGCCACAUCAUCAGAAACUUCGCUAACGUACGCUACCACCACUAAAAUGCCUGCCGGAGAACUCCGUUACCCUUCUCCGGUCCCUUCUACGCUCCCAUCUCAAGCGAUGGAAACAACCGUGGAGGAAGACGAGGCUUGGUUGUGGGCACAGAUAAAAGCCGAGGCACGCAGGGACGCCGAGUCGGAGCCUGCUCUAGCUAGCUACCUCUACUCAACGAUCCUCUCUCACUCCUCUCUGGAACGCUCGCUUUCCUUCCAUCUCGGCAACAAGCUCUGUUCCUCCACGCUGCUGUCGACGCUUCUAUAUGAUCUCUUUCUGAAUACUUUCUCCUCGGACCCUUCGCUUCGAGCCGCCGCCGUCGCCGAUCUGCGUGCGGCUCGUGUUAGGGAUCCUGCUUGCGUUUCAUUCUCUCAUUGCCUACUUAAUUAUAAAGGAUUCUUAGCUUGCCAGGCUCAUCGUGUAGCACACAAUUUGUGGACUCAAUCACGUAGGCCGCUAGCAUUGGCAUUACACUCUCGAAUCUCCGACGUUUUUGCUGUUGAUAUACAUCCAGCGGCGAAGAUUGGGAAGGGGAUUUUGUUUGAUCAUGCCACUGGUGUGGUGAUUGGUGAAACCGCGGUUGUUGGCAACAAUGUGUCGAUUUUGCAUCAUGUUACACUUGGUGGGACUGGGAAAGCGAGUGGGGAUCGGCAUCCGAAGAUUGGAGAUGGAGUGCUGAUCGGGGCUGGUGCAACCAUAUUAGGGAAUGUGAAAAUUGGGGAGGGAGCAAAGAUUGGAGCAGGGUCAGUGGUUCUGAUUGAUGUGCCUCCGCGGACGACAGCUGUAGGGAACCCUGCAAGGCUCGUGGGAGGGAAGGAGAAACCCUCGAGGCAUGAGGAAUGCCCUGGAGAGUCCAUGGAUCACACUUCAUUCAUCACUGAGUGGUCAGAUUAUAUCAUUUGAUCACCGAGCUUCACUUUCUUAGUUACUCUAUAUACUUAAAGCUGUUCUGUUGCUUCCACUAUGAUGUUGAAGACUUAAAGCUAUUAAAAGGUGUAUUCUGCUUCUUUCUUUUAUGUUAAGCUUCGAGUAUGCUGGCCUUGACUUCCAUUUUGAUCAUGUAAUGCUGUAAUAGAUAUGUAAACAACGAACAUAAGUACUAAUUUGCUAUAUCUUUUUACUA